Messenger RNA from Cylicocyclus nassatus, 382 nucleotides. The record is from the annotation of a GenBank genome assembly. NCBI's taxonomy places the organism in Eukaryota, Metazoa, Nematoda, Chromadorea, Rhabditida, Strongylidae.
UUUUCAGAAUGAAGUGUCUUUUUAUUAGCCUUCUGCUCUUAUCCAUUACUGGCACAGUGUACAGUUUCACUUGUGAAGGAAUGGAUGACAAGCUUCCCAUCAUCCAGGGUGCCGCCAGAGCAGCUUGUAUCGCUUCGUGUAAUAUUCAGAACUGUGCUACUGGUAACUGUGUGAAAGCCAAAAUCAAAGAAGGAAAAAAGACAGUGACACGAAAGACGUGCAAAUGCUCAAGAUGUGACAAAGGUUCAAUCGUUUCUGUGGGAGUAUCUUUGCCAAUUCCUGGAUUGAAAUCCGCUAAGAAAGGCAAAAGUGACAAAGGAAAAAAGGCAAAGAAUACCAAGAAAGCUUGAUACUUCACAGCACGAUCCUGUUUUGUCAUAUG